UCUUCAUUGACUCAUUGACAUUGACAUGACAUUGGUUUCUGCUGUAUAUAAAGAUUCCAUAUAAUCUGAAAUCUAAGGCAAGUCCUUCAACACUAGGAAGAGGACAAUGGAAGAGCCAUUUCUUCGGAGAGACGAGGAGUUAGUCCCCGAAGCAAAGACAUGGCAAAGAAGUCAGCUCACCGUCGAGCUGAAGAAAGUGAGCCGCUUGGCCGCUCCUAUGGCCACCGUCACCUUUUCUCAGUACCUUUUACCUGUCAUCUCAGUCAUGGUCGCUGGCCACAAUGGCGAGCUCAAGCUCUCCGGCGUCGCUCUUGCCACCUCCUUCACAAACGUCUCCGGUUUCAGCAUUAUGUGUGGAUUAGUGGGUGCUUUGGAGACUCUUUGUGGCCAAGCUUUUGGAGCCAAACAAUACGAAAAAAUUGGAACCUACACAUACUCUGCAGUUGCCUCCAACAUCUCAAUUUGUUUCUUUAUAUCAAUUCUUUGGAUUUACAUCGACAAGCUCUUGAUCUCACUCGGACAAGACCCUGAAAUCUCCAGAGUAGCAGGCUCCUACGCCGUUUGGCUCAUACCGGCUUUGUUCGGCCAAGCAAUUGUCAUACCGCUGACCCGGUUUCUACAGACACAAGGGUUGGUUCUUCCUCUUCUUUAUACUGUCGUGACCACCCUUUUGUUCCAUAUCGUGGUUUGCUGGAUUUUGGUUUCUGUGUUUGGUAUGGGAAGCAAUGGAGCUGCUUUGGCUAUUAGUUUGUCUUUCUGGCUUUAUGCUUUGAUACUCGCUUGCUAUGUGAGAUUCUCCAGCUCUUGCGAGAAGACUCGCGGCUUUGUAUCUGCUGAUUUUGUGUCUUGUGUCAAGCAAUUCUUCCAUUACGGAAUCCCAUCAGCAGCAAUGACUUGUCUAGAAUGGUGGCUAUUUGAGCUACUCAUUCUCUGCUCAGGUCUUCUCCCUAACCCUAAACUAGAGACCUCUGUUCUUUCGAUAUGUCUUACAAUCGAAACUUUGCACUAUGUGCUUGCAGCUGGAAUCGGCGCGUCUGUGAGCACACGCGUGUCAAACAAUUUGGGAGCUGGGAAUCCUCAAGUUGCUAGGGUAUCAGUAUUAGCAGGGCUUUGUCUCUGGCUGAUAGAGUCCGCUUUCUUCAGCACACUUCUCUUCACCUGCAGGCACAUCGUUGGCUACGCAUUCAGCAAUAGCAAAGAAGUUGUGGACUAUGUCGCGGACCUAUCUCCUUUGCUCUGUCUCUCCUUCGUCCUCGACGGAUUUACGGUAGUACUUAAUGGGGUUGCUAGGGGAAGUGGAUGGCAACACAUUGGAGCUUGGAACAACGUGGUGUCUUAUUAUUUCGUAGGAGCUCCUGCUGGACUUUACUUAGCUUUCAGUCGUGAGUUCAACGGAAAAGGAUUAUGGUGCGGUGUGGUGGUUGGAUCUUCUGUCCAAGCCACUAUACUUGCUAUCGUCACAGCAUCCAUGAAUUGGAAAGAACAGGCUGAGAAAGCGAGGAAGAGAAUAGUCUCAACUGAAAAUUGACAUAAACGAAGGGUGUUUCUUAAUUAGUCAAUUAGUCAAGGGUUUUUUUUUUUCAAUUUUGGUAUACAAAUGUAACAGUUCCAUAGUCAACAAAUGAAUAAAAACCUCACUGUUUCCAAAUUUUUACGUUAAAGUGUAACUAUCGAGUUAUUUUUGCAGAGACGAAUUGGAAUAAAGUAAAU
Thlaspi arvense is the source of this 1710-nucleotide messenger RNA. Lineage: Eukaryota; Viridiplantae; Streptophyta; Magnoliopsida; Brassicales; Brassicaceae. The record is from the annotation of a GenBank genome assembly.